Molecule: messenger RNA, 2851 nt
Organism: Rhopilema esculentum
Lineage: Eukaryota; Metazoa; Cnidaria; Scyphozoa; Rhizostomeae; Rhizostomatidae
Product: heterogeneous nuclear ribonucleoprotein Q
Molecular function (GO): RNA binding
Source: RefSeq, a predicted model, not a curated record
AUUCUACAUUCCUUUUUGUUGUCGCAAAGGCCUAAAAGGAAUCGCUAUCGUGAGAGACAAAUUCGCUUUAUAAUCAUUGCAAAAUGGCUGAUGAAGGCAAGCAAGAAUAUGCCGAAGGAGAAUAUUACGAAGGGGGCUACAUGGGUGCCGGUGAAGAAGAGCAGCAUUACGAAGGAGAUGGGGGAAUGUAUGAUGCCGAAGGUGAAAUAAAACAUGGCGAAGAGGAAGCCUAUCCGUCCUACACGGAGUUUUACAGCACGCUACAAGGACAAGGUGUAAGCGAAAGACUUGCGGCAAAAAUUGACUAUUUGGUUCAAAACGGUGUGAUAACACCGGAAGAACUUGAUGAUAGAGCUCUUGAUGGUUUGAAGGAAUUUGUCGAAGAUGAUGCUAUACAAGUUAUAGAUCAGUUUUCAAAGAGUGACUUGUCUCAUGUGCAGAAUAAAAGUGCAUUCCUGUGUGGAGUGAUGAAGACGCACAGAACAAAAACCAAACAGAAGGAAAAAUCAGGAGAACCACAAAGUGAAGGGAAAGCUGGACCAAACGAAGAUAAGGUAAAGGACUUGCUGGAAAGAACUGGUUAUACACUCGACAUUACAACUGGACAAAGAAAAUAUGGCGGACCACCACCUGGCUGGGAAGGCCCAGCACCUGGACAAGGUGAGAAGAGAUUCUGCUCACAAAUAUUUGUUGGAAAACUUCCACGUGACAUGUUUGAAGAUGAGCUGAUUCCAAUGUUUGAAGGUUUUGGACAGAUUUAUGACUUUCGUUUAAUGAUUGACCCUAUCUCUGGGUUGAAUAAAGGCUAUGGUUUCUGUACUUAUGCAACUAAAGAGUCUGCCCAGAAGGCUGUCAGGGAGAUGGACAAAAAAGAAGUGAGAGGAGGCCGGAAGCUGGGUGUCUGUUUGUCUCUUCCUAAUGACAGGUUAUUUGUGGGUUCAAUUCCAAAGUCUAAAACCAAGCAGCAGAUUAUGGAUGAGUUUAGCAAUGUGACAGAAGGACUUAUUGAUGUCAUUGUGUACAUAUCAUCAGAAGACAAGAAUAAGAACAGAGGCUUUGCUUUCUUACAAUACGAAAGUCACAAAUCAGCUUCAUUGGCGAGAAGGAGGUUAAUGAGUGGCAAGAUCAGAGUCUUUGGUAAUAUAACACCAACAGUUGAUUGGGCUGAUCCACAAGAGGAACCAGAUGAUGAAAUAAUGCAAACGGUGAAAGUUGUUUAUGUGCGAAAUCUCACCCCAAGCACUGAUGAGGACAAAUUAACUGAGCUUUUCAAACAGUAUGGUGAGAUAGAGAAAGUGAAAAAAAUCAAAGAUUAUGCCUUUAUCCAUUUUAAGGAAAGAGAAAAUGCUGUAAGGGCUAUUGAAGAACUGAAUGGACAAGAAAUUGAUGAGCAAAAGAUUGAAGUUGCCCUGGCAAAACCACAAACUGAUAAAAAGGAAAGAAGGAGGGGUAUGUCUGGGUUUGGUGCUUUAAAUGCAGCAAAGUCUGGACCUAUGAGGAUGACAAGAGGUGGACCAAGGGGUGGUAUGAGAGGCUCACCAAUGAGAGGAGGAGUAGGAAUGCGAGGGGGUCAAGGGAGAUACGAUGAUUGGGGAUAUGAUUCUUAUGGUGGAGGUUAUGACCAAGGUGGUUAUGGGGGCUAUGAUCAGGGAUACCAAGGCUACGGUGACCAAGGAUAUGGUGGUGGGUACGGUGACAGCUACUAUGAUGAUUACUAUGGAGGUGGUGGUGAUCAGUCAUAUGAUUCAUAUUAUGAUAGUGGUAGUAGAGGAGGUAGAGGUGGUAUGUCUAGUAGAGGUACUGGAGGUAGAGGUGGAGGGGGACGUGGUGUGGGGCAGAGAGGAGGUGGUGGUGCAAGAGGUGGACCUACUGGUUUGGGUAGUAGAGGUGCCCAAAGAGGAGGUCAAAGGGGAGGUGCAAGAGGUGGAAUGUCUGGUGGACGCGGUGGUCCAUCUGGUGGAAGAGGAGCACCAAGUGGAGCUGGAAUGAAGAGAAAGAUGGACAACAGUCAACCAAACCAGCCAAAGAGGCAGUAUAGUGGAGAACAGGGUGGUGGCUGGAAUCCUCAACCAAUAGCACAGAAGCCAUUAAGUCAAAGUGAUGGAGGAAACUAUUAUGGAUAUGGUGGUGGUAGUGGAAACCAGGAAUGGUACCAAGAUUCUUAUGGUCAACAGUGGAAAUAGGAGAUUGAUGGUGUUGGUCCUCUAUUUAGUAUUUGUUUGUGCAAAACAAGACUAAAACAUAUAGAUGAAACACCUGCCUGGCAAAUUUUUGUUUUCAUAAAGACUUGAACCAUGUCUUUUUCAAAGAACCAAAAGACUUAAAAACAGGAACGAAAAAUGGAGAAAAACUAGAGAAAAUGAAAUAUGUCAAAGUCUGCUUCAAUAAAACAAAAUGCGGCUCAAAACUUUGAACUGAGUUUAUUUCAGUACAUUCUGUAUUGUACUUUGGUCUUAUUAAAACAAGUGGGAAUGAAAGAAGUAUGUAAACAGUGGAAAUUUUGAUUUAAACCGAAUAUUUACAGAUUUGAUACAAAACUCAUUAACCUCCUUUUAUCUGUGUGACAAAAUGGUAAAUUAGCCAGUUAAAGAUCUAUUUUUAACAUCUCGGAACCAUAUCAAAGAAGCUCUUAGAAUUUUUUUGAAAAUCUGUUUACAAAGACAGCUUAGUUAUUGUAGCAUUUAAAACCAGUUUCAUGUUUCUUCAAUAUCUCUUCAUUUGUUUAGAAAUUCUGCAAAUUCUGGAUUGAUAAAUAAAUCCAAUUUUAUCAAGUUCUGUUUAAAGUUUAUGUAUUCAGUCCAUGGAUGCCGCAAACAUUUUUCCAGUUUUCGAUUCAUUUAUCCUCAUUGCU